AUGUGUUGUAACUGUUCCUUGGUAAGCACACAAGGGUGCAUUCUAAAAUACGAUGUGUUGGAUGAAAUCUCUACUGGAGACCACAUCAAAACAGUCAAUUUCUCAGUUUUCUUUAACGUGGACGAGGUGGAGGUAAAAUGCACGUGUGCAUUGUUUGAGACGAGGGGGAUUUUAUGUAGACAUGCCCUUAGAGUUUGUCAGCUGAAGAAAAUAAACGUGCUACCAUCAGUAUAUGUCUUGGAUCGUUGGAGAAAGGACUUAAAGAGGAGAUACACAUUACUCAGAACUAGUUACGAUGACCAACGUGACAAAUCUGACAAACGGAAUUAUGAGCUUGUGGUCAAGAGGUGUUCAAAAUUAGCAACUAAAAUUUCCUCAAAUAAUGCAAAAGUUAGUGCAUUCUUGCGUGUUGUUGAUGAGUUUGACUCAAAAUGUGAAAGUUCAACACCAGAGCUGGAGUGCGGACAAACGACUGCGCUACCAAAUGUGGACUUGGGAAAAGGAAAGAAGAAGAUAUUAAGCCCUAACGUGGUUCGGGGGAAAGGGAGACCCCCAAGUAAGAGGAAGGUUCCACCCGUAGAAAAGAUUGCAACAAAGAGAAAGAAACCGACUUGCAGGAAAAUUUUGGUAGAUGCAACAGAAUUGGGCGACAACCCUGGAUCGGUACAACACACAUUUGAUGUUGGUGCUGUUUCGAUAGAAAAUGUCAUUCUGUCACAAUCAACUCCACAAAAUGAGACAUGUCUUUCAGACUUGUAA
Carya illinoinensis is the source of this 759-nucleotide messenger RNA. Its product is annotated as protein FAR-RED ELONGATED HYPOCOTYL 3-like. Gene Ontology annotation, molecular function: zinc ion binding. Bases 1 to 759 code for a protein of 252 amino acids. The transcript is spliced from 3 exons. The record is from RefSeq and is a predicted model, not a curated record. Lineage: Eukaryota; Viridiplantae; Streptophyta; Magnoliopsida; Fagales; Juglandaceae.